AUGAAUACAUUCGAUAGGCUCCCAUACGACGUCUCUCUCAUCAUCACAUACGCAGCGGAGUGGGUUUCCCUCGAAAGCCUCAUGGAAGUCUCCCAGCGGGUGGGUUGGCUCUUUGACGGUGGCCCCGACGUGGAAGCAGAUCGAGAAGCCAUUCGUCUGGUCGAAUGCAUUCUUGAAGAUAACCCUAUGAUGAACCACAAGCUGCAUCACAAAUUCCGCAUUUGCAUGCAUCUGCGUCAACCUUCAUAUGACAAGAACUUCAAAAAGUUCAAGAGAUGGGACUAUAAAAAGUCGUCCUUGACUUCAACUUCGUCAAUAUCCCGAGGUUCCUUGCGGGACACCGUGAUCGUCGCGGCCAACAUUCAGCGGCUCGCGUGCGCUUGUUUAACGACUUACUUGAACCGGACCCGAGAGUUGCAGCCACGGUUCUUGGAGAAAUUCGGAGCUGUGAUACGUGACGCAGGCCCUGCUUCGUGGGUUGAGGAGUAUCGAGUCUAUGAAUCGCUAUGGCAUUACCAGUUAGCCUGUGACCUAGUUGAUGCUACCUCCAGAUUGGAAUGGUCUACAAAAGACAUCAAUCACUUGCGGCAGUGGCUGUCGGAGUCGGUGUCGAGGAUCCUGUAUGAAGAUGGAUACAUACUUGACUCCGUAGUUGAUUGCCUGGAAGACAUGUGCCACGUUCCUUUACUCGAUAUACCGACCUCACUAUCUCUUCUGGAAUGGAAAACAUACAGGUCUUACUUUCUUGAUCGCCUCCCGCAAGCGUCUCAAUUGCGCUGCGAAUAUGCAGUCUGGGCUCCUCCCGUUCCUCCUGUCAUUGCUGAAGAUGAUCGUGGCCCAAUCAAUCCUUGGGGCCGGGACCCGAGAAGCUAUCGGACAACGAAUGUACCUACCACCUGGGCAGCCCGUAAAUAUGGCCUGUCACUAUGGGACCGCUGGCGGUUAUAUUGCCUUGGGCUUUAG
Aspergillus costaricaensis CBS 115574 is the source of this 963-nucleotide messenger RNA. RefSeq lists its product as uncharacterized. The record is from RefSeq and is a predicted model, not a curated record. Lineage: Eukaryota; Fungi; Ascomycota; Eurotiomycetes; Eurotiales; Aspergillaceae. Bases 1 to 963 code for a protein of 320 amino acids. The transcript has a single exon.